CCACAUUGUACGUCCGUACAUAUCGACCUUGCAAAAGAACCAAAAAAAAAAAAAAAUAUGACCGCCAUCUCGCCGGGCGACCACGAGGGCUACAUGCGGCUCGCCCUCGAGCAAGCGCAAAAGUCGCCCCCGAAGCCGACCAAUUACCGCGUGGGCGCCGUCCUGGUCGAUUCAGCCGCCAACGAGAUCCUCGCGACAGGUUACACCCUCGAGCUGCCGGGCAACACCCACGCGGAGCAGACCUGCUUCACGAAGCUGGCCCGGAAGCACGGGGUCCCCGAGGAGAGCCUCGGGGAGGUGCUGCCGGCCGAGCUGGCCCUCUACACCACCGUCGAGCCCUGCUCGAAGCGGCUGAGCGGGAACCUGCCGUGCGUCGAGAGGGUGCUCCGGCUGGCCGGGUCGAUCCGGGCCGUCUACGUGGGCAUCACGGAGCCGGACACGUUCGUGGCCGAGAACACGGGGAAGCGGACCCUCGAAGCCGCCGGGAUACCCGUCAUUCAUGUCAAGGGUUUCGAGAGAGAGAUCCUGGAGGUCGCCACUGCUGGUCACGUCAAGGAGUGACGACUGAGCCGGGAUUCGCCCGAGUGCGGAGCAUCCGCAUGUGUGUAGGCAGGCCGAUGCUGGCGCUGAAGAGAUGCAGAUAUUUCGGCGUCCAUGAGGAAUUGGGUAGAUUUUAAGGGAUACUGGGACUGAUGGGGGUUUCUGGCUUCUCCCCCCAAGAUGAUACGGAGUACAGGUGUGCCCUCUAUUCCGAGGGUGCCAAGGGUACUCGCGGCUUGGCGGCAGUACCUCUUAGAUGCCGCACAGCGCUCGGAUGCAGGACGAAUCACAUGGUUCGACAUUGCAUGGACCGCACGUUGAAUGCUUUCCUAUGCCAGAACUAGUUUACUUUUAGUUAAUUCGCAAAUAUAAAGAUGACCAGGAAUAGGACCCUGGAUAUUAAAGGGAA
This is a messenger RNA of Thermothelomyces thermophilus ATCC 42464, 949 nucleotides long. RefSeq lists its product as uncharacterized. Gene Ontology annotation, molecular function: diaminohydroxyphosphoribosylaminopyrimidine deaminase activity. Bases 58 to 561 code for a protein of 167 amino acids. NCBI's taxonomy places the organism in Eukaryota, Fungi, Ascomycota, Sordariomycetes, Sordariales, Chaetomiaceae. The transcript has a single exon. The record is from RefSeq and is a predicted model, not a curated record.